Lymnaea stagnalis (great pond snail) is the source of this 1798-nucleotide messenger RNA. The record is from the annotation of a GenBank genome assembly. NCBI's taxonomy places the organism in Eukaryota, Metazoa, Mollusca, Gastropoda, Lymnaeidae.
AUGCUCCUGAAAAUCUGUAUAGUGGCCGUCAUCUUACAUUGCCUGGGUGCACUGGGAGACCCGAAACAAAACGAUUUGCAGAAGUCAGAUGCGGACAGUAGGGUCAGAAAGGGAAAGUUCUGCACGUAUAUCAGAAAGAAAUACCCAGUAAGUAUUUGCUAUGAGAGGGGUGCACUGCCAUAAAGCUUUUAAGUAGAUUAAUGAGAUUGAAAAAACAAAACAAACGAAUUUGUGUUUAGAAAAAAAUAUAUAGAUUUGUGUUUUGCUUUUCAAAGUUGGCCUUGAUGCUAUUGAACUGUAGGCAUAAAGACUUAUAAGAAAAGAAGGAUUUUUGUAAUAUAUUGCAAUCAAGUGUUUAGCUUUCAUAUGAUGGUCAUUUUACGUUUAUUCCCUAUAACAUUAGUCUAACAGUUUCUAAUGUAUAAACCAAACAACUAUUUAAAGUUAUAUGUUAGAGACUAUUUAGUUACACCAGCCAUCGAGUGUCAGACAUGGCUUCUCACUAUCGAUUAUGUGAUUUUCAAAUAAAUGAAGCAAAGCUAAAUAAUAAAAAAAAUGACAUUUUUUUGUCAUCUGUUGUUUUAAUUCAUCGGGGAAGUAAUACAAAAAAGAAAAUAUUCUAAAAUUAUUAACGUUGUGGUUCCAUCAAUUUGGAUUUUAUUUUUAAAAUUAGUCACACAAUUUUUCUCUUCUAUGCUGUACUCCUUUACUUGAGGCAGUGAGUAUGAAGUUGGCCAGCAACUGACAUUCAAUAAUUUUUAAGAAUGAAAAUGACAAGGUAUUUUCACACUCUAUUUCAAAAUUAAGAAGACCAAAAAGUUAUGAAGAAAAAAAAAUACUGCAAAACGAGAUAUAAGAGUAAGUUUAUUCUCUUAAAAUGUGAAUGUAUACAAAAUGACGUCACACGUAAGCGUUUAUCCAGAAAUCCAUUUGAUAUUCCUUUAUUUUAAAAAAAUGAUGUCACUUCCGGUACGUUUGAGGAGCUCCACCAAUAACUACAUAAAAAUAAAUCAAAGUUUGAAAUAUGCAAGAGUUUAUUUUCUGUCCCGUCCAAAUCUUUGAAUCACAUUUCGACAUGAAACUAGUUUCUACGGUCCUAAAACCAUCUUCAGCUAGGAGCUAAAUUCAAGCCUGAUGAUUGCUCCAUCUGCACUUGCGGCCUGACCACCAGACAAGUUCAUUGUGAGAUCCAAAAGUGUGAUAAACUUCCGUGUAAAGACCCUGUCUUUGUGAAGGGCCAGUGCUGUCCUAUUUGUUGUCGCCCAUUCAAUUUUUAUGGAGGUACAUGUCAUUAUGUAUUGUAAUUUUUUUAUUUGAUUAAAAAAAACAACAACCUAAACUUAAUUUUAAACACAAACAUUAAAAUAAAAACACAUGCAGAUGCCAAACAACUUUAUGGUUAAUAAAAACUUGUUUUAAAAAUAUCAAUUCUUUUAAAAAGCAUUAAACUAAAAGUAUGAAACUAAGCCCACGGUAGCACAUUGCACAUCUAAUCACUUCAGUAAUAUCACAGAGCUAUUAACUUUUACGACAUAUUUUUGAGGGGAUGUAAUUAAUUUUAUUGCAAUUUUAAUACGAUAAAAAAAGUCAAAGACUUUUUGUAACUGUGUGUUUUUUCAUUUAUUUUUGUAAUAUUUUCAGAAAGGCACAACAUUCUGUAAUGACAUUGGAAAUUCCUGGUAUGAAUACACCAUCGGCUUUCUCUAGGAUCGAAUGAAAACGCCUGCGCCAACAAUGUUUAUUCGAUUUUCUGCAAUGAAAGAUAAAAAAAGUCGCCCUAUUAAAUAAAGUAACAGGC